Phacochoerus africanus (Common warthog) is the source of this 1179-nucleotide messenger RNA. It is a transcript of the gene NXNL2, whose product is annotated as nucleoredoxin like 2. Bases 342 to 812 code for a protein of 156 amino acids. Gene Ontology annotation, biological process: sensory perception; photoreceptor cell maintenance. NCBI's taxonomy places the organism in Eukaryota, Metazoa, Chordata, Mammalia, Artiodactyla, Suidae. The record is from RefSeq and is a predicted model, not a curated record. The transcript has 3 exons.
CGCCAGGGCGCAGUACUUCGAGACAAACGCCGGGAAAGAACAGAGCCCGGGUCUCCCGACCUCCCGGUCCCCGCUCUCUACUGCUUGAACUGCUCUUAACCUCCCUCUUUCGCAGCACCCCAGGGAGCGACAGAGCGCGGGCUGGCGCGCGGGCCAGGGGACUUGGGACUAGUGCGCAGAGAGUGCGCUGCGAGGGAGCGCGGAGGUGGCGUGCAGGGUGGGAUCAAGAGCUGCACGGCUGAGUGGGAGGUGUCCGUGCGUCAGUGCUCACCGCCCGGUGUCUCCCUGCAGGUGUCCUUCUGUCGCAGGUGUCCCUCCCGCACGUGUCCCCGCGUCCGGCCAUGGUGGACGUGCUGGGCGGGCGGUGCCUGGUGACCUGCGACGGCGCGUGGGUCGAGGCCGAAACGGCCCUGCAGAACAAGGUGGUGGCGCUGUACUUCGCCGCGGGCCGGUGCGCGCCCAGCCGCGAUUUCACCCCGCUGCUCUGCGACUUUUACGCUGAGCUAGUGGACGAAGCGCAGCCGCCCGCGCCCUUCGAGGUGGUCUUCGUGUCUGCCGACGGCAGCGCACAGGAGAUGCUGGACUUCAUGCGCGAGCUGCAUGGAGCUUGGCUGGCGCUGCCCUUCCACGACCCCUACCGGCAUGAGCUGAGGACCAGGUACCGCGUCACGGCCAUCCCCCGGCUUGUGAUCCUGAAACCAAACGGGGAAGUCAUCACCGACAAAGGACGGAAGCAGAUCCGGGAGCGCGGGGUGGCCUGCUUCCAGAACUGGGUGGAAGCUGCCGACGUCUUCCAGAACUUCUCUGGUUGAGCUCGGGGGAAUCUCUGGGGACCCUGUACCCGUUGCUCCAGCCGAUGCAUCGUUAACACAGCGGAGAAGAGGAGCAGCCCGUUUUCUUUCUCUGGGCUCAUGGUUUCUUCAGAGCAGAAGCACUCAGCUGUGGUAGAAGGAGAAUAUUGCUCAGGGGAUACCCUCCCUGUAGCCUUGGUUGUAAUUAUUUUUUAUUAUUCUUAGUAUAGCUUUCUCCACAUGAGCUUAACUAUAUUCACAUUGAGCUAUUGGAAAUCUAUGCAAAACAUGUAUUUAUACAGGCUCUUCAGGUAAAACAACAUAUUGAUACAUUCUUCUGGAAAUGGCUUUAAUGAUAUGCUUUCACAACUACAUUUAUUACCAAAGU